This is a messenger RNA of Penicillium antarcticum, 621 nucleotides long. RefSeq lists its product as uncharacterized. The transcript has a single exon. The coding region runs from base 1 to 621 and encodes 206 amino acids. The record is from RefSeq and is a predicted model, not a curated record. NCBI's taxonomy places the organism in Eukaryota, Fungi, Ascomycota, Eurotiomycetes, Eurotiales, Aspergillaceae.
AUGCGCACCUCAAUUUUCCUCGCCGCAGCCUUAGCUGGCAUCGCCAACGCCAAAGACUCCUCUUCUAGCACAAUCGUCGGCUACUUCAUCCCAUCCUGGGCUCCAACCACCCAACUAGGCGGCCAAACAAGCACGGCAGCCAGCCUAGCAGGCAUUAACGCCGAGGCAGCAACCUACCACGUCGGCUGUGUGAAGGACGCCCCGAAAUCCGACUGCAACUACCCAAAGUCCUGGACAAUCAUCCAAGGCGCCUCGACAGUCAGCGUGACCGGCGAAUACAUUUAUUCGACAACCGACAAUUCUCAAAACUAUGAUAUCACCGUCACGCAGUCUUGGGAGUGCUCGCUCAAAGCUUCUACUGAGUCAGCUAGCUGUACUAUGAGCAUUGGCAUGGAUGGGUCUUUGGACGGUGGGAAGUAUCAGUCUUCUUCUUCUACCGCUGCGACGUAUACCACUGCGCCUAUCAGUGACACGUAUUAUAAGUUGACUGUUACUGGUGGUAUCGAUUCUUAUACCGCUCCUGAAGCUACCAAGACUCCUGGUGCUGCUGCUGCUGGGCCUGCUGCUGCUUUUGUUACCGCUGGCCCCAUGGUUGCUGCGGCUGUCGUUGCUUUACUGUGA